Messenger RNA from Dacryopinax primogenitus, 999 nucleotides. RefSeq lists its product as uncharacterized. The record is from RefSeq and is a predicted model, not a curated record. The transcript has 2 exons. The coding region runs from base 1 to 999 and encodes 332 amino acids. Lineage: Eukaryota; Fungi; Basidiomycota; Dacrymycetes; Dacrymycetales; Dacrymycetaceae.
AUGCACACACACUUGCUGCUCCUUGCUCUUAUUUCGACUCUUAUUUUCGCACUUCCAGUCCCGACACGGUCUGAUAUUGCCCUAUCAAGUGACAUAUCUAUACUACAGAGGGAUGUUCCGGAAGAGCUCUGUGAUGGUAGAGCCCUGAUUGCAAGAGAUGGCGAGGGACAAGGAGGAGGAAAACCGAACUUGUUCAACAAGCUUGUGUCAAAGUUCCCAUCACGGAUAUUCGGCAGCUCUUCCAAACCGCCUGUGGCAUCGCAUGAGGAGUUGGGGGAAAGAGUAAAACACGCCCACGCAAAGGCUGAGGAAAUGCACAAAGACUCGUUAGCACGUGUUGAAAAAGCGACAGCCACGCAUGCCACUGCCAAGACGAACAAGGAGGCGGACACCAAUCCGCAAACGAAGCAGGCGUUUAGAGAUGCAACAGCCGACCUCGAGAGGGAGAAGCGCGCACAGAGGAAAGCUCUUAGGGUUCUUCAUGCGGCAACCAAGGACAGGGACAAGUGGGUGGCGAAGGACGCGAAAUUAAAGAUGGACACUGCAGUGUAUGAGCAUCGUGAGGCGCGGGCCAAGGGCGAAAGGCUGGACAUUGCGUGGGAAUUUGCGGGGACACAGAAAGAAAGGGACAAGAUUAAGGAGCAGGCUGAAGCGCAGCUAGGAGUUAUAGAAGAGAAAAAGAGGGCUCGGCGCGAGGCGGAGCGUAACGUGUCGCACAAGAAUCACUACGUGUGGAGCUGGACUUCACACGUAUCCAGCCAUUCGGAUAACGGCGCAUCCGAGUCCUUCGAGGUUACCAGAUUGAACCACCCAAAGUCAUCAGGUGACGACGUUGAUUUUGGACGGUCUACCGCCGCCCCAAUCAUUCCGCACGAUCGUCCGCUCAGCGGAUGGCAACAGUCCAGUCCGGUCCGGUCCGGUCCUGGACGGUCCCGGAUGUUUGGCGGUAGUCGAUCUUGGCCCAGGAUGGUCCGGUCCUGGACGGUCCCAAGACUGUAA